AUGCAACAAGGAUCGGAGAAGCGCAGGGAAACUGGACGACUAUCAAGGGAGAUCGGUUCGGCAUCCAUCGAUGAAGAUGCCCCUGGUGAACCUGAAGAGGACGAAAACGACUUCAUGAACCCAGCUGGAUCAUCUGAAGUUGAUCCAAACAAAUCCAGCCUACAAUAUCGUACUUCAUCCAAUUCUAGGAAUUCCCUCCUCUUGCUAGACCACUCGCAUACUCAACAGCCUUCUACCACCAUCUCGGGACUUGAAAAUUCAAACGAUGACGAGGUCAACCACAAUUUGUUGAAAAAGAUGUUCAGUUUGAGUACUCUUGAGGCUGGUGUGGCUCAGGAGAUAUUGCAAAUGAGCCCAGCUAAUCAACAAGCUGCCAUGGUCUACAGCGCAGUCUCAAGUCAUGGCAAAGCAAGGCAAACUCAGGCUAGCUCAUCAGACGUACACCCAAUUGGAGUUACAAAAGUCCAAAAGAUCAGACUGGGCGAUCUCAUCAAGACCAACCUCAGGAAUUUUGUCCGAAAGACACUGAUGGAAUGCAAGCUGGAUACAUACAGCCUCGAGCAUAAUACCGAUACUGGCGAGAUAAUCGCAGCUUCACUUUUGCGUAUGACAAAUAAAUUCAUAGCUGAUCUUUCUGCACACGACAAGAAGUCGCUAUUGCCUACAGGGUUUAUUGACCGGAACCAAGCUGUUCUCCAGGCACUGCUUUUGAACAUCGUUUCCAACAGUGUUUCGAAGUCGGCAAGUGGAGAUGUUCCAACGAUUUCAAAGCUCUAUAAUCAUAUUCAGCAGCAUUUGCCUUAUGGCGGCGAGUUUUUUGCCCCCAAUGAAAUUCCACUUAUUGCUCAGGUUCGGUUCGCAUACAUGCGACUGGAAACAAUCAUCUAUGCUCUGGGUACAUCAUCUGCUCGGGCGGCUCAAUGGGGACCGAUUGAUAAACAACUACAGUAUCUUAAAAUGAGAGGUGCUGAUUAUUCCAUUGCAUGGUCCGAUUUGAUUAUCCGAAAGGAUAAGUACUUCUUUGGCUCACCAAAGAAAUUCGAUCAGAUCCGACUCGAUGUCUCUGUGCUGCCAACCGAAGACGAUAUUCAACAAGCCAUGGUACGGAAGCCCACAGACGACAUCGACCGCGCCAUCGCGCCAUCGCGCCAAACAAGUUCGUUUUUGACCGAUCCUCCAAAAACAUUCCCACAUUACUUGAAUUUGACAUACAACAUCAUCCCCUAUCAACCUGUUCAGCGGCUCUGA
Messenger RNA from Puccinia graminis f. sp. tritici CRL 75-36-700-3, 1248 nucleotides. RefSeq lists its product as uncharacterized. The record is from RefSeq and is a predicted model, not a curated record. The transcript is spliced from 7 exons. The coding region runs from base 1 to 1248 and encodes 415 amino acids. Lineage: Eukaryota; Fungi; Basidiomycota; Pucciniomycetes; Pucciniales; Pucciniaceae.